Adineta steineri is the source of this 3640-nucleotide messenger RNA. NCBI's taxonomy places the organism in Eukaryota, Metazoa, Rotifera, Eurotatoria, Adinetida, Adinetidae. The record is from the annotation of a GenBank genome assembly.
AUGAUUUUUCUAUGGACAUUUAAUGGCUUUCAAUCAAUUUUUUAUGAUACCGAUCGAUUUGGAUUUGAUUGUUUGCAUUAUUUUCCACCUCAGUCUUUACUCUUUGCUGACAUAGUUAAAUAUUGUAUUCGGCCCAAAAAUGAUACGAAUUUGAUAAUAACCGAAUUUUCUAAUAUAUCCGAUGAUCAUUUAACUUUCGAUGAAUUAUACCGUUUGAAUAUAACAUCGCAAGAAAUUCUCAUGUGGUCAUCAUCAAUGGAUCUUGCCGAACAAUAUGAGUAUUAUCUUGAUCAACCAACUCAAUCUAAUCUAUCAAAUGAAAAAUUCUUUAAUUGCACACAGCCAUGGUUUGGAUCACGAUGUCAAUAUUCAUUCAAAUUUAAUGAAGAUAAAUUAGUGCAGAAUUCUUUUGAAACAGGUAUUACUGGUGAUAUAUUUAAUGGAACGUGUUAUAUUCUUUUAGAAUGUAAUCGUGGUGGACCAUCGAUGUGUCUUGAUUGGCGUGAGAUCUGCGAUGGUCGAAUUGAUUGUCUUAAUGAUGGUAUUGAUGAAAUUGAAUGUUUCAGUUUAGAAAUUAAUAAAUGCAAUGAAAAUGAAUAUCAAUGCCAUAAUGGAUUGUGUAUUCCAAAAAUUUUUUUGGAAAUGGAUUUUGAAGAAGCGCAAUGUCUUGAUAGAUCAGAUUAUUUAGUUAAAACAUCCUUGUGUCUAAAAUUUUAUUUCCGUCUGAAUCUGUUUGAAUGUCAAGAAUUUAUAUGUCGACCUAAUGAAGGUAAAUUUUUGUGUGGUGAUGGACAAUGUGUAGAAGAUUUUGGUCAAUGUAAAACUAAUCGACCUCUCUCAUUAGCUCAAUCGGUUAGUGUUAGAGGGAAUUUAUCCUACAAAUGUUGGAUAAGUAUAGUUUGUCUUACCAAAAUUAUUGAUAAAAUCGAGAAUAUAUCAUGUAAUCAGUUCAUUCAAUCUUCUGAGAUCAUCGAACAAUUAAAACGUUGCAAGUUUCCUCUUCAAUUUCCGAUUAUUCCAGUACUCGAUGGUCAUGUAACAUUUUUAUAUCAUCCAAAAGAGAUUGACAGUAUUAAUGUUACACUAUCUCUUAAACCUGAUUAUAUUUGUUAUGAUGAACAAUUAUGCGAUUUUCUCACACCCACAUUUCGUCAUGAAAACUUGACUUGUCGUUCUGGUGAUCAAAUGAACCUUACAAUGAAUGCUGAAUUGACUACUUGGAAAUCAAUUAUCGAUUCAAUUAAAUCAUACUUUGAUGGUUGUAUUACUCAACAUUAUCAUAUCAUCGAUUCUCAUCAUUCAUCAUUAUAUCAUUGUAAGAAUUCAUCGAAAUAUAUUUCUAAACAUCGAAUUGUUGACGGUAUAUCAGAUUGCUUCUUGAAAGAUGAUGAGCAAGCAUUAUCUGAAUUAAGUUUUUCAUUGAAUCAAACCUCUCAAUUUCCGUGUCCAAACGAGAAACAGUGUCGAUCACGCUUUUUCCCAACAAGUAUCUGUUCUUUUCCAAUACAGAUAAAUUAUGAUGAUAUUCUAUUUUAUAAAAUAUGUGAUCGAAUCGUGGAUUUGCCUAUGAUGGUAAUCGAUGGACGAAAUCAUUCCGAUGAAACUAAUUGUGAAUUUUGGCCAUGCAAUAAUAUUAACACACGAUGUGAUGGUUUUCGAAACUGUGUAGAUGGUAAGGAUGAAGAAAAUUGCACACAACCCAUUGAUAUAAAACAUAACCUUUUUUGUAUCUCGCCGCAUAAUUAUACAAUGAAGUGUUUACCAGUUGAUCAAGUUAGGGGUGGAGCUGUUGACUGCUUUAGUGCAUCGUUCGUUCAAUUUAAUUUCCUUAUUGUGCCUAAUAUCACGUUUCAAAUGUACAAAUUUCGUUGCUGGAAUGAUACAAAAUGUAUAGAAGACGAGAAUCUUUGUAACGCAAAUGAAGAUUGCCCUAUGUAUAAUAAUAAACUAUUCUGCCCUAAUCGUUCGCAAUUAUGUCAUGACUCUGAUUUUGACAAGCUUCCCAAUAUGCAAGACAUUUCUUGUCAAGUCAUUAAUAAACCUUUUACUUCUUUUUCAUUAGACAAUGCAUUAAAUUAUCCAUCGCUGUAUACUAGUCAGACUAAAUCCAUUGAAAAUCAGAUUCAUGAUGAAAUGAUAACUUCAUCGUCGAUUAAGAGUAUUAUACAGUCUGAAAUCUGUAAUUCUGGUUUAUAUGUUUACCAUCGACUUGGAGUCAAUAAUUACAGUAGUUUAUGUUUUUGUCCACCGAAUUAUUAUGGUGAUCGAUGUCAAUAUCAAAAUCAACGUGUCAGUCUUACCUUAACAUUGGCAACUGUUGAACAACCAAUUAUUUAUGCUAUUAUUAUUACGUUGAUAGAAGAUGACAACGAUCAACAAGAAAUUCAUUCGUAUCAUCAAUUCACUUAUGCAUCACUAAAAUAUUGUGGUAAACUUGUGAAUCUCUAUCUAUUAUAUUCGAAGCGUGGAAAGAAUAAUUCAAAGAACUAUAGUAUUCGUAUUGAUGCAUUCAAUAAAGAUUCAUUGACAUAUUUAAUAAGUUGGUAUUUAACGAUUCCAUUCGUCUUUUUACCAGUCAAUCGGAUAAGUGCUUUUUUAACCCUUCCGAUUUUUCGAACAUUCAAUUCGAAACACUGUACUCUACAAUGUUAUAAAGGUACUUGUAUGAAAUAUCAUAAUGAAGAACGAUUCUUCUGUCAAUGUUAUUCAGGUUGGUCCGGUGCACAAUGUAACAUUCCAAUUGAUUGCAGUAUGUGUGCAUCAAAUUCGAUUUGUAUUGGUUCGAUGCGAAAUCGAUCAAUCUGUAUCUGUCCUCACGGAAAAUUUGGUUCUUCUUGUCGUCUUCAACUAGUAUGUCCAAUAGGGAUCUGCAAAAAUAAUGGUCGUUGCAUAGUAAUCGAUGAGAGAAUGAUUGAUAAAAGUUAUAUGUGCUUUUGUUCUGAACAAUUUUCUGGGACAAGAUGCGAAAAGGUUAAACAUAGAAUAGAUGUUUCCCUUAGAAAUAUUGAAACUCCAUUGUAUUUACUCGCCUAUAUUUACACUAGGAUUCGUUUCGAACGAUCACCACCAACAUUUGUUAUACUCAGAAAAAUGACUAUGUUUCAAACUAGUGUCACCUUGUACUCUCAAGCUCUGUUCCAAAUGGUUAUUGCCAAGACUGAUAAUCGUUAUUAUCUGGCUGUACUUCGAAAAUUUGAAUCAUCCAACAUAGUAACCUCCAUCAGCCCCGCCCAAAGAUGUGUUUCAAUUGAUGAACUUUUGACUAUUCAAUUACUCUCAUUGCCACGAACCCAACGAUUGAAAAGCUAUCAUAUUCCAUGUCAACGUGAUUCUAAUUUACAAUGUUUUGUCGAUGAAUUCUACAUGUGUUUGUGUACGGAAGAACGUCAUAGUAACUGUUUUCCAUUCGAACAUCAACAGACUUUUGCCUGUGAAGAUAACGUUUAUUGUGAGAAUGGUGGAACAUGUUUGCAAGAUCGGCCUAUGUGCUUUCUUAAUAUUCUAUGUGUAUGUAAUGAUUGUUUCUUUGGUGAUCGAUGUCAAUUUUAUGCUAAAGGUAUUGGAUUAACAUUAGAUGAUUUAUUACGUUAUGCAAUUCGACCUAAUAGUACAUUAAAUGAUCAAUCAUUGACAGUUAAAU